Molecule: messenger RNA, 1974 nt
Organism: Aplysia californica (California sea hare)
Lineage: Eukaryota; Metazoa; Mollusca; Gastropoda; Aplysiida; Aplysiidae
Product: 5'-nucleotidase
Exons: 10
Coding region: 466-1974 (502 amino acids)
Biological process (GO): nucleotide catabolic process
Molecular function (GO): hydrolase activity, acting on ester bonds; metal ion binding; nucleotide binding
Source: RefSeq, a predicted model, not a curated record
UUCUCAGCCUUGGUUGGCCAGGGUCGAAACCUGCCUCUCACAUUUCGAACUAUAUUAUGUCAAUUAGGCUGUAAAAACUCCAAGAGUAAAUCUCCUUAUCUUUCCUCUCAGCUCCAGUUGUUCCUGACAGACAGAGUCGAAGCCCUCCUACAUUGUGUCGAUAUGAUUGUAAAUCCACUUUCGUCUUGUUUUUACAUCAACCUCUCUUUUUCAGAGUACUUAUUGGCUGUUAAUUUGUCAACGUGUUUCUAUUAAAAUUUAUUAGAGUCUACACUUCCCCUCCACAAAACACUCUAAACAAAACGAAACAUAACAACCCCCUCUCCCAAAUCCCCCUUCCCCCCAAAAAAUCAACACUAAACAAAACAGUGCACGCAUAACGCAGGCCGUGCGACUGACACCCGGCUAGUCGAUGCUCCUGUGACUUUGAGCGGACCUUCUAGCACGUUCCACACAAGUCUAGUCAUGAUGGGACCUCUGUUUCAAGUUCUGCUGGUCCUGUGUGUGCACGUGACCUGGAGCGGCGCUUUCGAACUCACCAUUCUCCAUACUAAUGACGUGCAUUCCCGGAUUGAGGAAAGCAACAAAUACGGAUCAGCGUGCUCUCCUCGGGAUCGAGAAAAGGAAGAAUGCUAUGGUGGGGCUCCUCGCAUUCGGACAAUGGUUGAGCGUUUGCGGUCUGAGUACAACAACACAAUACUUGUAGACGCCGGAGACCAGUUCCAGGGCACGCUCUGGUUUUAUCUCUUUGGCGGGUCCGUCGCCUCUCAGAUGAUGAACCUUAUUGGAUAUCAGGCAAUGGCUUUAGGUAACCACGAGUUUGACCGAGGUUUAGACAGGCUGUCGAGCUUUACUAAAAACGUAACGUUCCCUGUACUUUCCGGCAACAUAGACUUCCACGGCACGCCCAUGGAAGGACUCGUCCCAAAGUCCACUGUCAUCACAGUAGCGGGGCAAAAAGUGGGACUUGUCGGCUACACGACCACGGAGACGCCAUACGUGUCCAACUCUGGCUUUAAUCAUAUACUAAAUAUGAUGAAUGUAUUCAACAACCCAGAACCGGCAAAAUUCAGCGCAGAACUGGGCACUGUCCAGCCUGAAGUGGACCGCCUGAUCAGUCAAGGCAUCAACAAAAUCAUCGCCGUUGGUCACUCGGGGUAUGCCCAAGACAUUGACUUGGCACGUGCGUUCCGGGGAGUGGACAUUAUUGUGGGUGGUCACACAAACACUUUUCUUUACAAUGGUGAGUCUUCUCUUUCUCCUGCAAAUCUACACCCUUGCAAUAUGGUGGCUGAUGCAUUUGUUCGUCAAAGUAUGAGACAGUUGGAUCCAAAGUCCUGGACAGAGGCGGCUAUAGCCAUUAUUAAUGCGGGAACUUUGAGGUCUUCCCUUUUAAAAGGCCCUAUAACGGUGGAGAAUGUGAUCUUUGUGUCUCCAUUCCGAAAUACAAUCGACGUCAUCGAGAUCACGGGUCAGACAUUGCUGGAUAUCCUGGAGUUCUCUGCCUCACAAUGGACUACAGACUAUGCAGAGGCGUUUGGCGGGUUCUUGCAAGUGUCGGGACUGUGGGUCACUUACGAUGUCCGACGUCCAGUGGGUCAGCGAGUGGUACAAGUACUGGUCAGAUGUUCUGUCUGCCUUGUUCCUGAACCGGAGCCGUUAAACUCGACGAGAGUCUACAAGGUUUUAACCUCUUCCUUUCUCACCAAUGGUGGAGACGGGUACUCCAUGUUACCUGAUGGUGUUAUUAAGAUGAGUCGUCUGGGCAGUCAAGGCAUCCUGACAGGGCAGCGGUAUCUGCUGGAGAUCUUUCCUCACGGCGCUGCAGCAGAUUUGGCCUGCUGCUGUCCUUCAGGACGACAACGCCACGCCGCACAGGACCAGGGCGUCAACGCCUUCGUGCUGCAGGCGGGGAUUACCUGCAUGGUUUGGCAAGCCAACAGUCCAGACCUUAAUCCUACUGAACAGUUGUAG